Molecule: messenger RNA, 1308 nt
Organism: Brassicogethes aeneus
Lineage: Eukaryota; Metazoa; Arthropoda; Insecta; Coleoptera; Nitidulidae
Source: the annotation of a GenBank genome assembly
AUGACUGAUGACGUGAAAAUUGGCGAAGAAAUUGUAGAAAAAAAUAAUGAAUCUGCAGGCUCCAUAAGUAUAACCGUAAAAACUCAAAAAAAAUCUGAAACUUUUCAAGUUACUGAAGAUAUGCAAAUUUGUUCUUUCAAAGAAAUUUUGGCAGGCAAAUUUGAAGCCGAUAUCGAACAACUAUGUCUAAUUUUUGCUGGUAAGAUAAUGAAGGACAAUGAUACUUUAAAGAAACACAACCUAAAGGAUGGCUUGACAGUACACUUAAUUAUAAAGGAAAAAUCAUCUGAAAAUGAAAACAACACUGUACCUCCUAGGCCGUCCUAUACUAAUACGCCGUUUAACUUGCCGAAUCCAGGAAAUUUAUCAAGCCCGGAAUCUUUGGAAAACUUUAUGGAACUGCAGCGGCAAAUGGAAAGUGAAUUAUUAUCAAAUCCAAACUUAAUGAAUGAAAUACUUAACCCCGAGUAUAUGCGCGCUAUAUUCGGCAGCAAUCCACAAUUACAGGAAUUAUUUGAGAGAAAUCCUGAAUUAAACCACAUGAUUAACAAUCCAGAGAUUUUAAGGCAAACUUUGGAAAUAUCCAGGAAUCCUGCACUUCUGCAGGAAAUGAUGAGAAGCAACGACCGUGCGAUGAGCAACUUGGAGAGCAUACCUGGGGGCUUUAGUGCACUAGAAAGGAUGUACAGGGAAAUACAGGAACCCAUGUUAUCGGCCACAGACGGCAUAGCGAGAAAUCCUUUUAGCGGUUUGCAGGGAAACAACGAUGCUUCUGAAAAUCCGCAGCAAGGAUCAGAAAACGUGGAUCCUUUACCGAAUCCUUGGGCGGGGUUGAGGGCAUCUACAAGCGAAGAACGGGCUAAUAUAAGAUCUCGUUUGGAAGCCAACGCUCCUGCUUUGCAGGAACAAAUACGUACAAUGAUGCCGCAGCUAUUACAAGCACUGCAAAAUAUUAACGCCAACAAUCCAAAUAAUCCAAACACAAAUACAAACAAUGAAAAUCCAACUCCAAAUCCAAAUCAAAAUUCAAAUCCAAAUUCGACAAAUUCGAAUCCAAAUUCCACGUUUGAGUCGGCGUUUUCUGAGUUUUUGUCGAGAAUGUCCGCUCAAAAUGAAAGCUUUGCGACCCCAGAGUUGUUAUACGGAGUGCAACUGCAGCAAUUGGAAAUUAUGGGCUUUACAAAUAGAGAGGCCAAUUUGGAGGCGCUCACUGCUUCAUUCGGCGAUAUCAAUGCGGCCAUACAAAAACUAGUUGAUAGUGAUUAAAGUUUCUUUGUUAUUGAUACUUUUUUAUAUUUUUCAUUAAUA